Messenger RNA from Puntigrus tetrazona (Sumatra barb), 4104 nucleotides. RefSeq names its product sialic acid-binding Ig-like lectin 6. NCBI's taxonomy places the organism in Eukaryota, Metazoa, Chordata, Actinopteri, Cypriniformes, Cyprinidae. The record is from RefSeq and is a predicted model, not a curated record.
GAGACCUGCAAACCUGCAUGUCCUAAAAUCUCCACGUCUCCCACCUUUACGCCCUGGUCAAGGCCCGAAGGCCCCAUCGUGGGACCAUUUGAGGGACGAAUGUUCCUGGUGGUCUUUGACGCACACUCAAAAUGGUUGAUGUGAUGGAUUCUACAAUAUCAUUCAAGAUGGUUCAAGUUCUGCGUGGUCUAUUCAGUCUCUACAGUGUGCCUGAGAUUUUAGGGUCGCUGAGAUGGCGUCGGUCCGAAUCGCUCGUCCUCUUCAUCUGAUCUUUUUGCUCAUGAUUAAUGAUGUUUUCGGUGAUUAUUGGGGUGUCAGAUACAGUCCUUCACACAUCUGUGCUCUAAAACACUCAUCAGUGAUAAUGAGAUGCACUUAUACAUACCCUUCUGGAUAUAAGAUCGAGAAAGCGUUCUGGUUCAAAAACCCUGUAAAGGAUGAAGAGCCUCCAGAUCUGUCUGAGGACCCUGAAUACAGUCAGAGGUUUCAGUAUCUGGGAGAUAAACAGAAGAGCUGCACCAUGAGACUGAGUCAUGUGACACAGAAAGAUGAACACAAGUACUAUUUCAGAUUCAUCACUGAUAAACCUGAUGGAAAAUGGACUGGUGAACCAGGAGUGACUCUUACUGUUUUAGAUCUUCAGGUGGAGUCUCCUGAGAGAGUGACAGAGGGAGAUUCAGUCCGUCUGACAUGUAAAAGCAGCUGCGCUCUGACUGACAGAGCAACAUUCAUCUGGUACAGAAACUCACAGCCAUUAACUGAGAGAAGAGACAGAAACAAUAUACUCCUGCUGCAGUCAGUCAGAAGAGAGGAUGCAGGCAGAUAUAGCUGUGCUCUACAGGAACACACUUACAUCUCUCCUGAGGUUCAUCUCAAUGUCAUGUACCCACCCAGGAACGUCUCAGUGUCCAUCAGUCCAUCUGAAUUAGUGGAGGGAGAUUCAGUGACUCUGAUCUGCAGCAGUGAUUCAAACCCACCUGCAGAAAUCAGCUGGAUUAAAAGAGGAAAGAUUAUAGGAUCUGGAAGAAUCUACAACAUCUCAAAGAUCAGAUCUGAUCACAGUGAAGAAUACAAGUGCAAGUCCAGAAAUGAACAUGGAGAGAAAUACUCUGAAGCUGUGACUUUAAAUGUCAUGUACCCACCCAGGAAUGUCUCAGUGUUCAUGAAUGGAUCUGGUGAAAUAGUGGAGGGAGAUUCAGUGACUCUGAUCUGCAGCAGUGAUUCAAACCCACCUGCAGAAAUCAGCUGGAUUAAAGGAGGAACAACUGUAGGAUCUGGAAGAAUCUACAACAUCUCAAAGAUCAGAUCUGCACAGAGAGAAUACAAGUGCAAGUCCAGAAAUAAACAUGGAGAGAAAUACUCUGAAGCUGUGACUUUAAACAUCAUGUACCUACCCAGGAACGUCUCAGUGUUCAUGAAUGGAUCUGGUGAAAUAGUGGAGGGAGAUUCAGUGACUCUGAUCUGCAGCAGUGAUUCAAACCCACCUGCUCUGAACUUCUUCUGGUUUAAGGAGAAUCAAAGCUCAUCUGUUGGAUCUGGACAGAGUUUCAGUGCACUACAGAGUGGACGCUUCUACUGUGAGGCUCACAAUCAACACGGAUCUCAGAGAUCAGAUGCUGUUUCUGUCACUGUACAUGGAAGGAAGUUUCUGUAUGCGGUUGCUGGAGUCACUGGAGGACUGGGAUGUUUAAUCUUUAUUACCAUCAUUGCGUUGCUCGUGAGGAAAAAACUGAGACCUAAUAACGUCGCACAAAAUCAGGAUGACCUUUAUGUGAAUGUAGCAGCUCACGGUGGCUCUCCGUCUAAAUCUGAUGCCGUGAAUCAAAACGAUGCCCUGUAUUCCUUAAUUACUCUCAGCAAUUUUUCUGACGAUACAGAAGAAAUCCAGUAUGCCACCGUCCUGCAUCACAAAGAGGUCAACCAACCGGAAAAGAGCGAAAGCCACUAUGAUAACAUUGGACAAUACCAGACUGAUGCUUCCCGGAGAUCUACUGAUCGGAUGGUGGAGGAUCAAGCAGUGAUAUACAGCACACUCAAAUGAUCAACGGAUCGUGUUGAAAUGAAUGAUCUUCAUGUUGGCUUCGCCCAGGUGUGGUGGGAACGUGCUGAAGUGUCAUGUAUUCCUUCUAGUUUUACCUAAGAGUAUUUUUUUUUCACCGGCCCUCUGAUUCAAGUGUUGCUGAGCUCUUCAUGCGGUUUGCAUGAAAUAUGGAGACCCUCCUGACAAAAUAUGGGUUCAAUUUUAAUCUACAUUAUUUUGGUUAAUUGGGUUUGUAUGAAAUUUGCCAUGUUUUGUCUAGAGCAACUUCUGGCAACAACUUGUCAAGAGAAGUAGGCGGAAAUUUUCAUGAUUUCAUCAUUUCCAUGAGCUGCCUGCUGUGAGCAGUAUAUGCAAUAUCUUGUUAUAUUUAACCUGAUUGAGUCAAUAAGGAUGUCUUUCAAACCGCACAAAUCCCUGCAGACGUAUUUCUGUUUAAAUGAUGCAUAUGACUUGUGGUUUUUCCAUUGUUGCUUGGAAUAAAUUGUAAUUUCAGAACUUUCAGGCCUAUCUCUGUCAUUCAAGUAUAUAAAUAGCACUGGUGUUGGUGGGUUGGUUGGUACUUCGUGUAAAUGCAUUGAAUAACUGGCUAAUAAUAUGUUUUAUAGCUAAACGUCUUGAUUGAUUUUAUAUAUAGAUAUUGCACAUACAUGUAUACGUGCCACUAGAAACACCCUCACAGCCACUGUUGUAUUUUUUUACUAUUAUUUAUGUCACUGCAAUUAAUCACUAGAAGCUAAAAGAAGGGGAAAUGACGUGGGAAUGACAUCAUUCUGGUUAUAAACCUUCCUUAUUUUUCUUCAUGUCUCAUUUGGUGUAAACUGAUGAGCUGUCCUCUGCUACGGUAUGACCAGUUCUGUAUCAUGUUUUGAUGUUUUGAACUAUUUUAAUUGCUAGUAAAUUGUUUUAACGUUAUUAUUAAUUAUUAUAACAAAUAAUUACAAUUACAGUUUUCAGGCAGAAUGGCUGGAAUGUCUAUUUUUGUUCAUCUCAACCGUAUUGGGAUUCCUGUGUUGCAGGUAGCAGUCAGAAUGGCUCUUCUUUUCUUCAUUUUUUCUGUCAUGAUUUUCGGUGAGUUUCUGAAGCUUCUCAAUGGUCUUGUUCAGACUGUCCAGUCGCACGUGGUUUCGAGUCUUGUUCAAACUGCAUUUCUGGAGAUGAGUUUCAGUCUAAACACUCAAAUUGGAACGUUUACUGGCAAUAUUCACUUUGUUCAUGCAAAAUGUACAUUUGUUAUUACAUUUUAUUGCCUCUCUGUGCCCACAUACUGUAUUUAGAUGCAGCUAAAUUGUCAAUAAAAUGGUUUUCUUUCAUAUAUUUUACUGUUACUGUUGUCAGACAGUGGACUGUAUCUAUUUAUGUAUCUGAUUCCAUCUUAUACACACCCUCCAAUCUCGCAGGAACCCAAGUACGUCUUUUCAUUGUCUCCUCUGUGACUUUACUCUCCACAGCCGUGAUGAUUUCAUACUGACUUUCAGUAGGUUCAUGGCUUGUACUGCCCUUCUGCCCAGUACUGGCGCUGCAGACCCUUCAUCAACGACCAUGAACUCCACUCUGGACAAUUUCUUGUUUCUAGGGUUCCGCAGUUUGACUUUGCAUUUUUCCAGUGACUGUAGUGUGCUUUUAUUGUAUAUCACCAGCACUUUCUCUGUCUUUUCAAUGUGUUUGGAUGGGUUUAACAGGUUGACAGGUAUUAUAUUACAGCUAGCUCUGCAAUCUAACUGUAACUUCACCUGUUCUUUUCUUAGGAGCAUGGCAGCAAAAGGUUUUGGGGCGGUUUCUGUUUAUCCUCUGACAUUGCGUUCACCAUCUUUACUGUUAAACCACAAACUUCGCAACACUGCUACUCAACAAAAGAGAUUCAAAGAUCUUGAGUAAAUAUGUUAGUAACUGGUGCUAAUCUUUUCUUUGGAUGAAUUCUCUGUUUCAGGGUUUCUAGUGAUAGUGAUUUUAAAGUGGACUACUGUUAUUCACGCAUUUGUGCACUAAUGAACUCAUCAGUGACAAUAAGAUGCAAUUAUGAAUACCCUCCUGGACAUCAGAUCAAGAAAGUGUUCUGGACCAAA